Molecule: messenger RNA, 579 nt
Organism: Ilex paraguariensis (yerba mate)
Lineage: Eukaryota; Viridiplantae; Streptophyta; Magnoliopsida; Aquifoliales; Aquifoliaceae
Source: the annotation of a GenBank genome assembly
AUGGGAGCACUCAAGAAAUUGAUUGAAGAGGGGAAAAUAAAAUACAUUGGUCUAUCUGAGGCCUCACCUGAUACAAUCAAAAGGGCGCAUGUUGUUCAUCCAAUAACAGCUAUACAACUUGAAUGGUCCUUAUGGACACGAGAUGUAGAGGAAAAAGUCAUUCCCACUUGUAGAGAACUUGCCAAUGGGAUUGCUCCAUUUUGUCCUUUAGGAAAGGGCUUCUUCACUUCAGGUCCCCAGAUAGUUGAGAAAUUGUCAGAAAAUGACUUCAGAAAGACUGUGCCAAGGUUCCAUCUUGAGAAUGUAGAGCAUAACAAAAUGUUGUACGAGCUGCUAGCAUUGGCUUGGGUCCAUCACCAAGGGGAGGACGUGUCCCCCAUACCUGGUACCACCAAGAUUGAACACUUCAACCAGAUAGUCAAAGCUUUGUCUGUAAAACUAACACCCGAAGAUAUGGCCGAGAUUGAAUCCAUUGCUACAACUGAUGUAGUAAAGGGUGAGAGGUAUUUAAAAGAAUACAUGGCUAACACUUGGAGGUUUGCAAGCACACCUCCCCUAUCCUCUUGGAAACCUGAAUGA